This is a messenger RNA of Chlamydomonas reinhardtii, 2853 nucleotides long. RefSeq lists its product as uncharacterized. Lineage: Eukaryota; Viridiplantae; Chlorophyta; Chlorophyceae; Chlamydomonadales; Chlamydomonadaceae. The transcript is spliced from 8 exons. The coding region runs from base 57 to 2186 and encodes 709 amino acids. The record is from RefSeq and is a predicted model, not a curated record.
UCUCGGCUGCUGACUUUCGGGCUGCUGUUACGAUGGCUAUCUAGUUGCAUGUAGGUAUGGCCCCGCAACGUUUCUGUGUGGCCUCCGUGAGUCUGCAGCCGCUCUCGGCGGCCAAACCGGACGGACCAGCUGCGCUAUGCUUCAAUUGGCAGCGCGCGCCCUCGACGCAAUUGCUUGCAUUCAUCAGCGCGCCACUCAGCGCUCAAUUUGCUGAAUCUGGGUCAGCCAGCGGACCCGGCGAUGCGCCAUGGGGCAGCGCCGCGCGAGGCAGCGCCAAGCAGCGCGACGAGCACCAGUGGGGCGGACGGAGCGCUGCCAGCGGCGCCGAGGCCGCGUCGGCGAGCGGCGCUAGCGACGCCGGCGCCGCAGCGGGGGCUCCGUCCGGACGGCAGACGUCGGCGUCAGCGCCGGACGCCGGCGACGGCCCGCGUGCCCGGUUCCCGCCGUGGAAGCAGCUGGGGAUAGCGCCACCCAAGCUGCCGGGUGCCUCCACGAAUAGGCACGUGCUGGCAGAGCAGGGCACAGUGGACGACGCUGGCGGCAUAGUGGUAGAGUCCUGCGCGGGCCGCCGCCGCCGCGUGUACAUGCCGCGCAACCACACCGGGCCGUUGCCGCCAGUGCCAACCUCUGCUGGGGCAGCAGAGGCAGGAGGAGCAGCAGGGGCAGGAGGAGCAGGGGGAGGGAAAGGAGGCGGUGCGGCUGCUGCAGCAACGGCGGCGGCGACGGCGGCGGCGGCGGAAUGGGAGGGUUUUGAGAUUGUGGACGAGCGGCAGACGCAUGAGGACCACCUGCGCUCGCUCGUACAUUCGUACCUGCUGCCUAACGGUUUUCCGGACUCGGUGGCGCCGCAGUACGCGCCGUACAUGGCGUGGCGCGGCGUGCAGUACUUCUUCGGAGGCGCCAUCAGCGUGUUCACCACGCAGUCGCUGCUGGGCGCGCUGGGUGUGGCGGGGCGCUACAGCGGCGAGGCGGCGGCCGCCAUCAACUGGGUGAUCAAGGACGGCGCGGGGCGGCUGGGGCGGCUGCUGUUCGCGCGCUGGGGCCGCGAGCUGGACUGCGAGCUCAAGCAGUUCAGACUCAUGGGCGACCUGCUGAUGGAGGCGGGUGCGGCGCUGGAGCUGGCCACCAUCUACGCCCCGCCCGCCUUCCUGCCGCUGGCCUGCACCGCCAACCUGUCCAAGAACCUGGCGGCGGUGGCGGCCAGCAGCACACGCGCGCCCAUCUACCGCACCUUCGCGCUGCAGAACAACCUGGCAGACAUCACGGCCAAGGGCGAGUCGGUCGCCAACCUGGCAGACAUCCUGGGCACUGUGGCCGGCAUUGCGCUAUCGCGCAUGAAGUGGCCGCGCAUGGCCACCUUCGGAUUCCUGUCGGCAGGCUACCUGGUGGCGUCCCGCAAGGAGGUGGACAGUGUGGAGCUGCCCUACAUGAACCGGGCCAGGCUGGCCUACGCCGCCCGGCAGUACCUCACAGGCGGGCAGGUGCCUGGUGUGGCCGAGGCCAACCACCACGAGCCGCUGCUGCCCUGGGGCCGCUACAACCAGGGCCGCCUGGUGCUGGGCGCCUCGGUGGAGGCCGCCUGCGCCGCGCCCGCCGACCUGCUCACGGCGGCGGCGGCGUUCCGGGAGGGGCCCUACCUGGUCACAUACAGGCCUGACACCAAGAAGGCGUAUGUGCUGCUGCGGGACGGCGCCACCAACCUGGACUGCCUCAAGGCCUCCUUCUUCGGCCACGUGUUCCUGCACAUCCUGGACGGCCACCACCUCGACGCACACGCCCUGCCGCUGCCCGCCGGCUUCAGGCAGGGCCUGGCCGACACGCCCAGCACCGCACAGCUCGCCGACUUCGCCUCGGUCACCACCGUCUGCAGCGGCAGUAGCAGCCGCAGCUGCGGCGCCAGCAGUAGCAGUAGCAGCAGCAGGCGUAACGGCGGCGCGGGCGCGGGCGGGUCAGGGCCGGCGGCGGCAGGGUGCGCGGCGGGGAGCCCUGGUGCCGCCGCCGCCGCCGGUGCGAGUGCGGAUGAGCGGUGGCGGGCGGCGCUGCUGCGGACGCAGGCGGUGGUGUCGGCGUUGUACCCGGAUUUCUUGGCUCAGGCGGAGCGCAAUGGCUGGAAGCUGCAGCAGACGAUGCUCAACCCCAAGGAGAAUCGGCUGCUCAAGCUGAGCGUGCCGCUGCAGACUCUGUGAUCAGGAUGGGUAUCUGCACGGGUUCGAGUCCAUGUGGCCCACUAACUUACUCCUGGUGCCAUGGACGGAUGGUGGGUCUUGGAUCCUUGGUGGUGCAGCAGCGGCAGGCUGCGCCGUUAGCCGUUUGGCAGCUUCUAUGCGGCGCGGUGGUGUGGUACCUUGCAGGAUGGCUUGGCAGACGGCAGGUGUUAUGAACGCACGCAAAAGAACGCCCGUAUUCGCCUCCACCGAGUGUAGAAGGCAGGGGUCGAGCUCUACUGCAGUCCCGGUGUGGUUCAUCUGCUGCCGGCAGUAGGUGCAGUGGCGGCGUCUGGAUAGGCCUGGCGAAGUGGUAACGAGAGCUCUAACGAGCAUGAUUGACGUGUGGCGAGCUUGGGCGCUAACGCGACUUUACAGGGCGCGUGGGUGGGUGCACGGCAACAGGUCGGUUUGGGGCAACCACGCGAGGCCUGAUUCUGCCGUGAAGUUUGCCGUACGGCCUGGUGGGGGCCUGACUGCUUGGACUAUCCCGGGGAAGCGACAGACUGCAGAAGAGCGGGCACCGGACUGUGACCGAACUAGGACCUCUGGUGGCGGGACCACGAGUAAUAGUGCAAGGGGUAAGAACUGGCUGCCCGAAACCUGCAGUACGGUAUGCAAGUUCUCGUGUAACCUGUAGACUGGCGUA